AUGGACGCGUUUGCUGACUCAGGCGAGUUGUACACGAUUCGCAAUCAAUUUUACACCAAUCAACAUCAUAAGGUGAGAUCUUAUUCCUUGAACCAGUUUUCACCAGAAAACCAAUUGAAAGCGUUGGAGUACCAAAUUAGAUCGAUUAUUGCUUUAGAAGAUGAUGCAUCUUCUGUUAUCGACGAUGGAAAAGCGCGUUUUCCUGGCAACGAAGGUUUGUUCCAGUUGCUCAGUGCUUGGAACGACUUGAAGUCAUUUGGCACUGAUGACUCCACUUAUUUUGAUGAUGUCAAGACUGCCACCUAUGAAUUGCAAGCAGUUUUGACGACUCUCUAUGUGGUCAAGUUGGACAAAGACAUUGAUCAAGCCAUCACAUUCUUGACGUCCUACAUCGACAACACCAAUACUCUCAACAAGUACAACGAAAUUGAACCAUUCUUGAUUUUGAUCCAGUUGCAUUUGGUCAAGGGUAAUUUCGCGGCUGCCAACAAAAUAUUUGUCAACUUCGCCAACUUCCCGGAUUCGUCCAGAGACAACAUCAUCUACCAGGUGAUGGAAUCAUGGAUAGAGGCUAUCAAGGGAGAAUCGGACAACAUCAAUCGUUCGUAUUCUCUUUACGAUGAAUUGUUGUCUUCUGACUUUGACGACGAUCCUCAGGGCAAGUUCAAGCUCUUGAACGUAUUGUUUGUAUUAACAAUUCAAUUGAAACACUACCCUGAAGCACAAGAGCUCUUGCUCCAAAUAAAAGCAUUGAACCAGAAACCCAACGCUGACUUUAUAGCUAACCAGAUCACGUUUGAUUACUUGGUCAACGGAGGUGCUAACGUAGACGGGUUGUUGAACGAGUUGAAAUCUCUUGACAUUACCCAUCCACUUGUAGUUGACUUAGAAGAGAAGACGACUGUGUUUAAUGACAUCGUGGCCAAGUACCAAGUGGAAGCAUAA
Scheffersomyces stipitis CBS 6054 is the source of this 945-nucleotide messenger RNA. RefSeq names its product coatomer subunit epsilon. NCBI's taxonomy places the organism in Eukaryota, Fungi, Ascomycota, Pichiomycetes, Serinales, Debaryomycetaceae. The coding region runs from base 1 to 945 and encodes 314 amino acids. Gene Ontology annotation, molecular function: protein binding; structural molecule activity. Gene Ontology annotation, biological process: retrograde vesicle-mediated transport, Golgi to endoplasmic reticulum; intra-Golgi vesicle-mediated transport; endoplasmic reticulum to Golgi vesicle-mediated transport. The transcript has a single exon. Gene Ontology annotation, cellular component: COPI vesicle coat. The record is from RefSeq and is a predicted model, not a curated record.